Messenger RNA from Diabrotica balteata, 1832 nucleotides. The record is from the annotation of a GenBank genome assembly. Lineage: Eukaryota; Metazoa; Arthropoda; Insecta; Coleoptera; Chrysomelidae.
GCUGUGUGCGUGCUGGUUGGGUAACUAUCGUCGAAUUUUUGGUUGUCCGGCGGAAUGUUUUGUGCGUGAGUUGAUUAUUGUGGUUUAGGUCAAGACUUUCAAAUUUCUCCGCGGUUAUUGGAACAUCUCACACUGGAAAUACCACUCAAGAAUUCAGAAAUAAUUUAAACUCGAGGCCAAAGUCACAGAAAUGGAUCAAUCGACUCAAGUAAAUUUUCCAAUAGUAACUAAAUUCGACAAAAGAAAAAUAUGGAGACACAACACCUCUACGGAUUUAUUUACUUCAAUGCCCAAUAGAGCUAUGUCAUCUUCUAAUUUAUGGGCUCCAGUAAAACCAUCUAGACCGAGAUCACUAAACGUCACAUCAGAUACAAUCAAUCGAACGAAAAUAUCAUACCUAGAUCAUUCAAUGAGUUUACAGCCUCAUUCAUUAGAAACGUCUUUUGGAUCAAUAUCUCGUGAAAGGACACCACCUUUCUCAAGUAAUUCUAGUUUAACUUCCAAUGGACCAUCGUCAAGUAUAGUUAAUGGUACACCAUCUGCUUUUCCUACAAGUCCAUCCUCCGGAUUUGCGAGCAACCCGGCAUCUACUGGUUAUACAUUAUACAAAUCAAGACCAAGGGUAAAAAUUAGGGAUGAUGAGAGUACUGCCAGUGGGCCCAAAACUUACUGUCGAUGCUACGACAUCGAACAUAGUAUGACCAACGAAAAAAGGCAACUAACAAAUACAAGUGACGGCUUAUCAUGGAGAAGGUUACAUAUGUCUAGAGCAAAACUCAAAGCAACCGCCACGACUUCUGAAUUAUUAUCUGGAUUUGCCAUGAUAGCUAUGGUAGAACUCCAAAUAAAUACUCCAACUAAUGUUCCUGAAUGGUUAUUUGUAUUGUUUGCCGUAUGUACAACAGUAUUAGUAGCAGUUCAUAUAUUUGCUCUAAUGAUAUCAACGUACAUUCUCCCAAAUAUAGAAGCGAUAGCAAAAUUAGAAGUGUGCGAAAUGGUAAAAGAAAGUCCUCACGAAAGAAUGAAGGGAUUUAUAGAAAUUGCAUGGGCUUUUUCUACGAUAUUAGGUUUGUUCCUGUUCUUAAUUGAAAUUGCAAUCCUGUGCUGGGUAAAAUUCUGGGAUUACUCCUUUUCAGCUGCUGUUGCUGCAACGGUGAUUGUGAUUCCUGUUUUAAUAAUAUUCGUUCUUUUCGCUGCCCACUUUUAUCACUCUUUAGUUGUUUACAAAUGUAACACUUCAAAUAGUGAUAUGGAAAAAUUAGAGAAUAUUAAGAAACAAUUAGACGAAGUAACAAUCAGCAUGUGAUAUAGUAUAAGGUUUAAAUAUGAACUGUACAUAAAAAUGAAACUUGUAACAAUUAUUGUAAUUUAUAUAUUGAUCAAUACACUUCAGAUACAAUAUUAAUUUUAAAAGACUACUUGUCACAAUAAUUGCAAGCUUUAUUAUAUUUGUUUAACAGGUCGAGUACCAACAGAAAGUUGGGUAAAAUGAAAUUCAGUUUGUUUUGUUUACAAACUUAUGACUAUUUGUGCAAACUUUCAGAUCGAUGUAGAGAACAUCGGAAAUUUUAUCUUCCGAUAUUUUCUCAAGCAAAACGAUGUUUUGCCUGGAAUAAUUUUUUAAAUACAAAGAAAUAUGAAGUCGUUUAUUGUAAAAUUAAAAAAAAAGUACUAAACAAAAUGGAAGUAGACGUGUUCAUAACAGGUACGAAUUAUGUUUUUAAUUUGGGUAAUUCAUCGUAUGUCAAUUUAAAACACAAAAAUUUGCCAAUCCGACGAAUGUCAAGGUUGUUCAUGCAAAUUUGGAUAAUCUUUUCUUUCCUAUUAUUGCA